GUACAUGCCAUUUUCAUUUUGUUAUUUUCUUUCUCUCUCUUCAACCAAAUGAAACUUGAGAAGCUCUCCUCCCCAACAAACCCUAGCCGCCGCAACAAUAACACUGUUCACGGCAUUCUACGCCCAUUUUGACCGCCUUUGGCCGAGUUACCCUCACAAUCUUCAUCUAUUUCUUCUCUUCCAUCAUCCUAUUAAGUUUAUUGUCAGAUCUGAUAGACUUUUAAACAUCCCAACCACCAUCUUCUUUGAUAGAUCUCGACCAAUAUAGACAAUAUUUUGAAAAACUAUCACAACAAAAAGAGUCUCCUCUAUCUCCUCUACAAAACCCACAAAGAAAAUCAUGUGUCCAAAUACCUUCGCCGGCGACCACCGUGCCGGAAAUUGAAGCCUUCACCGUUGGUGUAACAUUUAAGGUCAAGUUCUUCACAUCUUCGAUCUCUAUUCACCGCUUUUAUUUUCCCUUCAUCAGUUUUUUUUUUUUUUUUUACUUCCUUUUUUCUUUCAUCAUUCUGCCAUUUUAAAAUGAUAUGAGAAAAAAAACAAGUAUUUAAGACAGACAUAAGAAAUUUACUUGUUCUUCAAAGAAAAAAAAAGAACAAGCAAAGACGGUGUUUGUUUGGAAUAGCGCGAGACCCUCUUUGAUUCAUAUAUAUUGAUUGAUUCGGUUGAUACAUUCUCGUUCGGUUCCUUCUUUCUUUCAAGUUCUUCAAUUCGGGUAUAACCAUCAAAAUGGGUAGUCCUGAACCCGGUUUCGAAGAUUUUCUUGAAGAGAAGAAGCGCGUUAGGAACCCUUUUGUUCCCAUUGGCGCACUUAUUACUGCCGGUGUACUAACGGCCGGCUUAAUCAGCUUUAGACAAGGUAAUUCUCAAUUAGGUCAGAAGUUAAUGAGGGCUCGUGUGGUUGUCCAAGGUGCUACAGUGGCGCUCAUGGUUGGCACUGCCUAUUAUUAUGGAGACAAUCCUUGGCAAAAAAAAUAAACUUUUAGUAGCUAACUAACAGUCAAAGCAAAACUUUGUAAUUGCUUGGUUUUUUGUUUGUAUUGAGUUUUGUUUAUGUGAAGUGAAAUUUGUUCAUUUGAGGACAAAAUCCUUGCUCACGUCUUACGUUUGAAUCAUUUUCUUUCAAUACAUAAUAAUUGAAUUCAUAUGGAUGUACUUUGAUAUAUACUAUGGUUGUUUCAAUAAAAGAAAAGACUCUCAGUUUA
Messenger RNA from Medicago truncatula (barrel medic), 1205 nucleotides. Its product is annotated as RING-H2 finger protein ATL48. The coding region runs from base 730 to 978 and encodes 82 amino acids. The record is from RefSeq and is a predicted model, not a curated record. The transcript is spliced from 2 exons. Lineage: Eukaryota; Viridiplantae; Streptophyta; Magnoliopsida; Fabales; Fabaceae.